This is a messenger RNA of Puccinia graminis f. sp. tritici CRL 75-36-700-3, 1063 nucleotides long. Its product is annotated as peroxiredoxin (alkyl hydroperoxide reductase subunit C). Lineage: Eukaryota; Fungi; Basidiomycota; Pucciniomycetes; Pucciniales; Pucciniaceae. The coding region runs from base 172 to 825 and encodes 217 amino acids. Gene Ontology annotation, biological process: cellular oxidant detoxification; cell redox homeostasis. The transcript has 3 exons. The record is from RefSeq and is a predicted model, not a curated record. Gene Ontology annotation, molecular function: peroxiredoxin activity. Gene Ontology annotation, cellular component: cytosol; mitochondrion.
UCAUCGAUCGCCGCAGGGGGAGGGGGCACUGGCCACUGCAGAUGCAAACUGCUUUCAGCUCAUCCUGAAGUGUUGACCGUCCCCUUCAGACACAUCCAAUUAGUAAAACCAUCCAAUCGACCCAUCAAACAGAACUCAAGACAUACAUAUAAACCACGAGCAUACUCCAAGAUGCCAUCGGUCAGGUUAGGAUCAGUUGCGCCGGACUUUGCGGCCGAAACGACGAAUGGUCCGGUCAAGUCCUUCCACGAAUGGAUGGCCGAUUCCUGGGCUAUCCUGUUCUCUCAUCCGGCCGACUUCACUCCCGUCUGUACCACCGAGCUGGGCGAGGUUGCUCGAAGACAAAAGGACUUCGAGGCCCGGAACACUAAGGUCAUCGGGCUGAGCUGUAACGAGCUCACGUCUCAUGACGAUUGGAUCAAAGAUAUUAACCGCGUCAACUCGGUCCAAUUGUCUUUUCCAAUCAUCGCCGAUUCAGACCGGAAGAUAGCCACUCUGUACGACAUGUUGGAUGAACAGGACCUCACUAACCGGGACAGCAAGGGCGUACCAUUUACUGUCCGAUCGGUCUUCAUCGUCGAUCCCGCCAAGAAGGUCAGAUUGAUCUUGCAAUAUCCCGCGUCGACCGGUCGACAAUUUGACGAAAUCAUUCGCGCCUUGGAUUCGCUCCAAUUGGGUGACAAACAUCCCGUCACCACUCCUGCUAAUUGGACCCCUGGUCAACCGGUCAUCAUCCACCCUUCAGUCUCCGACCAAGACGCUCAAAAUCUCUUCCCUAACCCGAUUGACCAUAAGACUCCUUACCUCAGAAUGACCUCCUUGUAAUCCCAACUACUCUUCGCUUAUAUCGCCUAUGUUAUGUCUUCUCAUGAAAUCCUCAAAAUUUCUGACUCAAAUGCCCAAAAAUAUCCCCUGUAUUUUUUCUGUCUGCUACCUGCUUGUACACCGGUGUCGAUAAAAAAAUCGAUACACAAAAAUAGUUAUAACCGAUUUCCUUACUCGCACACACGAAACAUGAACCCAUAGCAUGUUUACCCGUUCGAUCAGACUGGUAGUUUUUUGG